UUAGAACGUUAUUUGUUUAUCACACUUGUUGCUAAUUUUCUCAAGUGUAAAUGUCACUAGCAUCGUUUUGAAACCACCACGAGAUCCCAGAGAUAGAGGUGCUUCUAAAGAGCUGUUUAGACUUCGUAAAGAGAAUCAAUUCUUGGAGAAAAAUGACUGCAGGUUCUGUUGCUGUGCCAACCAUUAUUCCAUUGAAAGCACCCCAAGGUCCGAAACAUAUCAUCGACUCAAGAACACCUAUUGAAAUAAGAUCAGACACAAAUGGCUGUGUUAUCUUGUAUGCUGUCGAUGGUUCCCGCCCUGAGGCCACCUUCAAACAAGGCCGCCUCCACAUACCUAAAACCACGUUCCUGUACAAAGACCCAUUCUUGCUACCUCCUGGAAAAAUAUUCGUGAAGGCUCUGGCAAUGCUUAAGGAUGCGUCUAAACAGAGCUCUGUGGUCACCAAGAGAUUCACUGUGUACGAGGGAAAGGAGGUCGACAAUGACGAGUCUGAAGAUGAACAUGUGCCUCCUCCACGAAGCCCCAGUCCUCGUCCCUCCAUCUCCUCUCAGCUACGACAGCGACUGAGCAUGUCCUCUAGGGCUAGUCUAGCUACCACCAUAGAUCCUGAUCCCCCUGCUAGUCCCCCUCCCAGGCCCUCACGCUGUACCUCCGCCAAGAGUCUGGCAACAACUAGACCAACCACUGCAGAGAAACCUCAGCCACGAUGUGUGUACUGCAAGGCACCUCGGCCCAAGACUCCUGGCUACAAGUACUGCACUCACUGUGGCUACAGACUCCCACCCCUCCCCCUGAUUGACACCAAACCACCUCUUCAGAUGGGAGUGUGCUCUCGUUGCAGGGCUCAGCUACCCCCAGACACCACCACCUGUCUAGUGUGCGAGGGGGUGGUACAGAGACCACCUCCCCUGCCCCCCAUACACGGACAAGCAAGCUCCUUCAGUAUUGGCAAAGACAAAUCUACUUGUCUGUCAUGUGGCACCACUAAUCCACCCCAUCUCACCCACUGUGUUACGUGUGAGAGGUCUAUAGUCCCAGAGUGGGAUGAUGACGCUCCACCGCCCACUCUCCCAGCCCCACCCCUCCCCACCCCCUCAAUAAUGAGGCCUGUGUCUGGUAGCAGCUACAUGAUGUGUGGGGUGUGUGGGCGGGUCAACGUAUCAGAUGCAAGGUUCUGUGACUGGUGUGGAGGUAAGCCGGAGGGUUGCCAGCUCUCGGUGAUGUGUGCUGGGUGCUCUACAGCUAAUGAGUGGAGCUCCAGACAUUGCUAUGCUUGUGGAGGGCUCAUCAAAGCUCCUCUCAGACCUGAGGUGGAACUGGCUAAGUCUAUGAAGAUGCCAGCUAUUGCUGAGAAGGACAAGAAUGCGUGGAUCCCAGUGGUUGAGAUUGAGGACAAAGGUCCUGAGCUGAGGACACUUGGUACCCAGACGGUUGGGAUAUUUUACCCCUCCUCUCGGACACUGCACAAAACCCAGGAGAGCCAGAGCAUCACAAUGGCUGUACAUGCCGGGGCCAGGGAUAGACUACCACUCCUCAAAGAAUACAGUCCUGGCAAGGGGCUGUGGAGAAUGCAGGUUCAGCAUGUUUGUGCCCACUUCCGUGCUCAUGCUCAGAGCUCAUCUGAAGUGCAGGCUGACAUUGGACACCCUCAACUGGGAAAGCUGGUUACAGCUACUACUAAAGAACAUAGAGGCCAGUUCAGUUUGCGACUGACCUUUGACCUCCAAUCUCCUGGAAGUGGGCGAAGCUCUAGAGUUGGUUCAACCACCUCCCUCCUCUCCUUGUCUGAACCUAAUCUAUCGGUAAUCUCCCCUGCCCUCAAGACCACAGCCACCAAACAGAGCACCAACAACAGCAGGAGACCUUCCAAACCCACUAUCAAGAGACUAAAGGGUGAUCUGGGACAGCUUGUACAGGAGCUCUCUCCUGGUGGCCAGGGUAAGAAGGAACUGGUCCAAGAGCUACUGGAAAAGGGAGUGGAUGCUAAUGCCACAGACUUGACUGGCCUCCCCCUACUAUCUCUAGCUGCUGGCAAUGGCCACCUGGACUGUCUGGGUGUGUUGAUGGAGCGUGGUGCUUCUGUGAAUGCUACACACAGGCCUACUGGCAACACUGCCUUGCAUCAGGCCGUGAUGGGGGGACCAGCCAGAGUGGACUGUGUUGAGGCUCUCCUGGGCUACUCAGCUAACCCCAGACUAAGGAACAAGCAAGGCAUGAAUGCUUGUGAACUGGCCCUUAAACUAAACUAUGAUAGUCUAGUCAUUUGCUUUGCCACUUAUGUUGGAGUCGGACUACUCGACAAGAUAGCAAAAUCACAAGUCACAAGUCUCACCCUCUAGUUUAAUAUUAUUGUAUGCAUUUAUAUAUAAUUAUAAUUAUUGUCAAUUUGCAAUUUGACAUAAUUAUAUUGACACAUUGUAUUUACUGUAAAGAUCAUCAAAAUAAUAAAAUAAUAACGGAAA
Messenger RNA from Halichondria panicea, 2465 nucleotides. RefSeq names its product double zinc ribbon and ankyrin repeat-containing protein 1-like. The record is from RefSeq and is a predicted model, not a curated record. NCBI's taxonomy places the organism in Eukaryota, Metazoa, Porifera, Demospongiae, Suberitida, Halichondriidae. The transcript is spliced from 13 exons. Bases 153 to 2342 code for a protein of 729 amino acids. Gene Ontology annotation, molecular function: protein binding.